UUCCAGCUGACUGGCCAAACGGCUUCGGCUGCGCUCGCGCUCGCGCUCGGGCUUCCGGCGUUGGUCUGUCGGGCGCGAGGGACGAGAGGAGAGGAGAGGAGAGGAGAGGAGGGUCGAGUCACAGCGAUGAGCGCGACUCCCACGGAGUCUCCGUGUCCGUGAACAAGUUGUUCGUUUCCGCUGGAUUGAUUUCCGCGUCGGACCCGGAGCCUCACGCCCUGUCCGCGAGCCGGACCCAUUCGGGCGGCGGGUCCGAGGAGCAGGAUGAUCCCCCCGGGCAGCGUGAUCCAGGACCCUGAGCGCGCGGGCAAGGAGAACGAGGCAGAGCAGCGGGGGACCCCCCAGUCCCCGGGCAGCGGCGGGCAGCACGAGUCCAAGCUCCAGAGGCUGAAACGCUCGCUGUCUUUCAAGGCCAAGAGUCUCCGCAGCAAGAGUGCUGACAACUUCUUCCAGCGUGCUAGCGGCGACGUGCGGCUGCAGGUGGACCUGCUGCCUGAGGUGAGCCCCGGGGGGUUAGGCCCUGCCCCGCUGCCUGUCCCGGGGUGCUCGCCUGGGAGGUUACCCCGCCCACCCGAAGGUGCUGCUCACAGCUUCCUGGAGCACAUCUUCAAGAAGCCCACCUUCUGCGACAUCUGCAAUCACAUGAUUGUAGGCACCACCGCCAAGCAUGGCCUGAGGUGCAAAGCCUGCAAGAUGAGCAUCCAUCAUAAGUGCAUGGACGGUGUGGGCCAGCAGCGCUGCAUGGGCAAACUGCCCAAAGGGUUUCGCCGCUACUACAGCUCCCCGCUGCUGAUCCAGGAGCAGUUUGGAUGCAUCAAAGAGGUGAUGCCCAUCGCGUGCGGCAGCAAGGUGGACCCCGUGUACGAGGCGCUGCGCUUCGGAACCUCCUUGGCCCAGAAGACCAAGAGGACGAGCGUGGGCAGCGGCUCCGAAUCGCCGCAUCGCAGCUCGACCAAUGACCUGGCGGAAGUCCCUGAGGAAGGCGGCUCCCACAGCAGCCGAGCAGAGCUGAGCAGGAAGCACAGUGACAAUGUGUUUGUGGCUCUGGAGAACGGAACCGAACACUUGCACGUGGGAGAAGGGUCCCGGGACGAGUCGCCGACCUGGGCUCAAGACCGCACGGGCAGGACGCUCCAGCGAGGACUGGUGGACGAGCUCCGUGGGAGGAGAGGACAGCCGCGGCGGUCACGUGCGGGGGGCCGGCGGACAGAGGAGGGGCUCCGCGCUCUGUGACGUCCUGGAGAAAACGCGAACGUGGGAGAGCGGCACCGGCGCACGUCCGUCACGCAACGCGCCAUCCCGCACGGCUCCCGCUCCCUCCGGGCCACGUGACCCAGGCACGAGGCGAGGGCGGGACCGGACCGGGACGAGCCUGCGCCGCGUCUCCGCGGGGACGCGACCCGCCCGUUCCUUACCGCUCGCCACGGGAGACGAGGACGUUCUCCGCACCUUCCCGCGGAGGCUGCGAGGAACAUCUAGGAAACCGUCCAGAUCUCUGCCGACCGCGGUCCGGCUGACCGGAGCGUCCGGAGUGGCGGGUGCCCGCCUGCCGUGGCAACAGACCAACAAACGGUACAUUUGUUUACAGAGUUUUUCAACAAGUUUUUAAAUUUCUACGUUACGUCACGUUUUACCUUCGCCUAUGAUCACCUGAGUUAUUCUUCUCAAAAGUGCAGAUAGAAUGGAAUCGCAGAGGAGCGCGCGGGUAAGGAGCGUGUGCUUCGUUUCCCUGCUCCGUGUGCAACAGGCGGACGAGAAAAUUCACUUUUUUUCUUUAACUUUAAUAAUUGACAGUACACCGACGGAAGCUCUUCAAGAGACCGGGUGAAGUAAUGCAAUAUAUACUACAUAGUAUAUACAGCACAGCAUAUAAAUAAUAUUUACCGUCCGCAUCAGUCCUGGCAGCGACAGAAGUGGGGACGUUCGGUGUGUUUCACGAUCUUUCGCAGAAUAACAGAAUGUAAGAUAUAUGAUGGACAUCUUCAGAGCAAAUGUUUUGCUUUCUCUUUUAGAUUAAAUGCAUGUUUUCUUUA
Molecule: messenger RNA, 2033 nt
Organism: Scleropages formosus (Asian bonytongue)
Lineage: Eukaryota; Metazoa; Chordata; Actinopteri; Osteoglossiformes; Osteoglossidae
Gene: stac
Product: SH3 and cysteine rich domain
Exons: 9
Coding region: 265-1233 (322 amino acids)
Biological process (GO): positive regulation of voltage-gated calcium channel activity; skeletal muscle contraction; positive regulation of protein localization to plasma membrane
Molecular function (GO): transmembrane transporter binding
Source: RefSeq, a predicted model, not a curated record